CUUCUAAGCAGUAAACAUCUCUCUGCUCGACUAUUUCCGAAAUUUCGCGAUUUUUUACAAAUUUCGAAAAACGAGAACAAUUUUUUGUGGUGUAAACAACUUUUUCGAAAAAUUCGUGUUUUUGUGGUGUUAAUUGUGUUUGGAAAAAAUUGUGUCUUGCUUUUCUCAUCAUGAUUUAAUCGUAGUAGUGAAGUGAACAAUGCAAACCAAAUGUUAGUUUCAAAAUAAUUAUUAAAUAAAGUUAAAAAAAUGGAAGUGCAAAAACAAUUUAGUGUCUACAAAAUGGUCGGUCACUUUUUACUAACUUUUGUGUUAAUUUUGUCGAUUCUAUUAGAAAGUGGUUAUUGCUUUAAUGUGGAUACUCUGAAUUAUAUAAGGCAUAGGGGCGAACCAGGCUCUAUGUUCGGAUUCAGUGUUGCAGUACAUAAGGAAAGGGGUUAUAGCUGGGUACUAGUUGGAGCCCCAGAAGCUGAAACCCCCCGGCAACCAGGGGUCAGAAGAGGGGGAGCCGUCUACAGAUGUGACAUAAACAGAGAUGACGCUUGCCAAGAGGUCGUUUUUGAUCCCAAUGGCAAUAACAACAACUCAGCUGGAAGCCAAAUAGACCAGAAAUCGUAUCAGUGGUUUGGAGCCACUGUCAGGAGUUCUGGCGGAGAUGAAGCACGGGUUGUGGCGUGUGCUCCCAGAUACGUUUACUAUUCGUCGAUAGGAACUAGGAGAGAUCCAGUUGGAACCUGCUUUGUUGCCAGCAGAGAUUUCACUGAAAUUGCCGAAUAUCCGCCUUGUAGAACACAAUGGCAAGCGGUUGUACAUAGGAGCUGUAGGAAGCUGGUAUUGGCAAGGGCAGCUACAUUCUGUAGAUACUUUGGCAAGACUUCCAUUUCCCGUGCCACCUAAAGUAUCUGUUUAUGUUGAAGGCCAAAUCUAUUCUCAGUCCCAAUACGAUAGACCAGAUGUGAUUUCGACCAAUGAGGGGCCAGCUUCGGAUGAUGACUCAUACCUGGGAUAUUCCAUCGUUUCGGGAGAUUUUGGAGGCGGAUAUGGCCAGACCGAUGUGGCAGCUGGGAUGCCUAGGGGUGCUGGACUCCUAGGAAAGGUGGUCCUAUACACAUGGAACAUGACAAACCUCCAAAAUAUCACAGGGGAACAGCUGGGAGCCUACUUUGGUUACUCCAUAACAUCGGUUGACAUAGAUGGAGAUAGACUGGAUGAUCUGAUCAUAGGAGCACCUCUAUACACUGAUUUCGAGAAUAAUGAAAAUGCCUAUGAGACAGGAAGGGUUUACUUCGUUUACCAAGGGAGAGAGAGUUACAGGUUUAGACAGAAAUGGCAUGUGAGAGAUGGCAAAAAUUCGAAAUCCAGAUUUGGUCUGGCAGUUGCUUCACUGGGAGAUAUCAAUCGUGAUGGAUAUGGAGAUGUGGCGAUAGGAGCACCAUAUGAUGGACCUUCAGAACAGGGCGCCGUCUACAUAUACCACGGCUCACCCGACGGUAUAAGAGAGAAACCGUCUCAGAUAGUGACGUCAGAACAGGUCUCUGGACCUCAUAUUCCAGUCACCACUUUCGGGUUCUCCCUGGAUGGAGCGAGGGAUUUGGAUAAUAAUGAGUAUCCAGAUUUGGUUGUUGGGGCUUAUGACUCUGAUACAACUGUGUUUUUGAGAGCAAGACCAGUGGUGAAGAUGAAAGCCAGCGUAGAAUUCAACCAAGAGUCGAAACAAGUAAUUCUUGAGGAGAAGAACUGUACAUUGAAGGACUACUCCAGGGUGCCUUGCCUAUCACUUGAUGCCUGUCUUGAGUACAGUGGUGUCGGAGUGGAGAACACAUUGGAUUUCGACAUCCAACUAAUACUUGAUGCGAAGAAAACGAAGAGUCCGAGAAUGUUCUUCUUGUCCGAUGAAGGGAGAAAUGUGAUGAACCAGAGUCUCCAGCUGACCAAGGGGUAUCCGCUCUGUAAAAACAUGUAUGUCUACUUGAAGUCUGGCAUCAGAGACAAACUAACAGUCCUGGAAGCAGAGAUGCGUUACUCCUUGAGAGGCGAGGCGCACUGGGCCGCCCAGAGUGUGCGUUCUGGACGGGGCAGACAGCCCAGAUCACUCUUCCCCAUUCUGGACCACAAUGAACCCCUCAUGAGGCGGGACUCCGUCAGCAUACAGAAGAACUGUGGACGGGAUAAGAGUGUAAAACGCUACCUCCUGGGUUCGGGAGAACGACUGAUGAUCGACGUUUACGUACAAAAUGAAGGGGAGGAUUCGUUUGAGUCAGUUUUGGACAUGCAUGUGCCCGAGGGACUCAAUUAUGUGAAUUUUGAGAGGGUGGAUGCCACAGACAGGGAGAUACUCAUCUUGUGUUCAGCCCCUAGCUUUUUGAACAAUUAUACACUGCAUUGUGAUAUUGGAAAUCCUUUGCCUAGAGAGAAGCAUGUUCACUUCAGGGUCCUACUGCAGCCUUUCUACAAGGAGGGAAUGAAACAGAGAUUCGAGUUCUCAGUCUCAGUGAACAGUUCAAACCCCGAAAACAAAUCUUCAUCACACGAUAACUACCAAGAAUUCACGGUUCCCAUUUGGGUUGAGACUGACAUACUCUUAUCUGGAUCUUCACAACCUGAGGAUAUCCACUAUAACACGUCACUCUAUAACGCAGUGAAUAUAACACAGGAGAGUGAGAUAGGGCCUCAGAUAGUGCACACUUAUAGCAUCCGGAAUAAGGGACCCUCGGAUAUAGUACAGGCUGAAGUGUUAUUUUUAUGGCCUUCCUAUACAUUGGCUGGUGAUCAUCUCCUUUACUUACUUGAACAACCCGACACCAGUGGACCAAUCAGAUGCGAGUAUGUACCUAAUGUGAACGAGGAGAGAGUCAGGUUGGAUAAAAGGAGGAAAGCCUACCUACAAUCUGGAAACUUUGGUGUACAAAGUGGUCUGACAUCUUCUGGCUCAGGACUAACCAUUGAGAAAUCACAAUCAUCCUCCUCCUCCUCCUCCUCUGGCACCUCAUCCGGUCACUCCUUCUCCUCCUCCUCCUCUUCUUCUUCCUCCUCCUCACACGGCAGCAGGAAGAUUGGAGGCAGUCGAAACAGCUCAGGAAAACGAAUCGAACUGACAGCCGCAGAAAGACAAAAGUUGGAGGAGGAAGCACUAAAGAGAGAGGAAGAGGAAUUGUUGGCUGAGACAGAAGAUGGAUCCUACAGACACAACAAGAGGAUCAAACAGAAGAACAGGAAGGGAGAGGAGGGCUCCAGGGAGGAAGCUCGAGGUUCGAGGAACAGAGGGGAAGGUAAUGGACGUAAUAGUGAGGGAACACAAACUUUCCAAGAACGGGGCAGAACUGAGACCAGCAGUGGAAGUAGAGUGACAAGUUCUGGAGAAUCUUCUGGAAAAAGGAUCGUGGAAGAAGAGAUUGCCAGAAGUUAUGGGGCAGGUGGUGUGUACAACCAUAACCGGGAUGGGUACAACAGAAACUUUGAGACAAACCGUUCCGGAACAGCUGAUUCUAGACAUUCAGGGUCCUUCGGGACAGGAAGCUCAUAUGAUACGAGGCACUCAACAUCCCAAGGGUCAGCAACAUCUUCAGGAACAUCUUUUGAUGCAAGAGGAACCUCUGGAACAGCCUAUGAUUCCAGAAACUCUGGGACAUCCAGUCAUGGGUCAUCUGGUGGUGCAUAUGACUCGAGACACUCAUCAACUGCCCACCAUGAGUAUGGUUUCGAUGAUGAGGCAAGACGCAGACAGUUUGGUAAUGAUGCCUCAUCCACAAAGACCCAGAUUGAUUACUCAGGGUCAUCAAAUGUCAAUGUCAUUCCUGAGGAUCGCAAACAUUACAGCAAAGAAGAACAUCAUUUCCACAACUCAUCAUGGAACUCCAAGGAUGGUGGACAGCCUAAGGUGCAUUCCUCAUCUAGCUGGAGUAUAAAUUCGGAUGGUGUGGUGAGAAAUGGGAGUUCCACAGAUUUUAACGCAAGAGGUACAACUACUUUGGAGGAGGAUCUGAGGAACAUUGGGAUCAACCUGUCAAACAAUGAUGCCACAAACACUAGGAAAUAUGUGACAGAGGAGCAUAAGGAGACAAAUACAACCUGGGGUACAAAUACUAGACCAAGAACCUAUGAGACAACCAAUUGGAGAGUUGAUGAGAACGGGAAUGUCCGAAACGGUAGCUACACAAAUGUCUAUGAAGAUGGCGCAGUAGUGCAUAACUAUGGGGAACAAGGUGGGGGUGCUGUGGAAGGUCACAGGUAUUCAGGUUCGUCUUCAGAUCACAGGUAUUCGGGAGCAUCUUCAGGUCAACAGGGGACAGGUUACACAUCUUCAGGAACACAUGCAACAUCUUCAGGUUCCUAUGAUGAACAACACCGUUCAGGAUCUGAAAAUGCAAGAACCUCUUCUUCAACCUAUGGCAGUUCUUCAGGGAGUGGUUCCUCUGCAAGAGGUAGUUCUGCUAGAGGAUCUAGUUCUUCAGGAACUAGUUCAUCUGCAAGAGGAUCUAGUUCAGCAGGAUCUAGUUCUUCUUCAAGAGGAUCAGGAUCUUCACAGUUUGAUAGUUUGGGAGCUAUUGCAAGAGGUCCAGGUCCCAAUGAUGGAAGGGCGAGGACGUAUACGUUUGAUGUGAACAAUCAAGAUGGCGGCGGUCAGGGGAGGAGUGAGGAGGAGAGGAGGCAGGAGGAGAGGAACAGAAAUUCUGGUUCAAGAACAACUCAAUACGAAUCAGCUGAUAGCAGAGAAUACUGGGCUAACAGAAGGAGAGGAGGAGGUGCAGGAGAGAGAGGAGGAGAAGAAACAAAUCGUCAGUCUUCUUCUCACUCCACCAGUGACUGGAGAAGUAGUCAAGGUAGCGGAGGUCAAGUCCAUGCUUCUUCUGGAGAUAAUAUGGAGACACAUGAAGGCAGUUAUUCGUCAUCUAGCUAUCACCACGACUACUCUAGUCGGAAUCAGGAUUACAACCAGGAAGGGGACGGAGUGCAGGGUAAAUUCAAGCUGUACCCCCGUUACAAGAGGCAGCUAGACGAGGAGGGCAGAGUGGAUCUGGAGGGAUCCCUGAAGUGUGGCCCCAUCUCUUGCACUAGAAUCAAAUGCAGUAUUGGACCUCUCAGCAAAGACCAGGAGAUAUGGGUGGCCUUCAGGUCCAGAGUCUGGGUGCAAACCCUCAAAAAAUUCGCCUACAACCCAGAAGUGCACCUCUCUUCCCUAGUGGGAGGUCGCGUCACACAAUUACCCCACAUUGGAGCACCGGAUGUAUCCCAGCUUCACACCCACGAAAUAGUCACUCAGAUCCAACCACGUGACCUGGCCACCAAACCGGAAAUAGUCCCUCUAUGGGUGGUAGUGUUAUCAGCCUGUGUGGGUGCUCUAAUUCUAAUGUUAUUGGUUUAUUUGCUCUAUAAAUGUGGCUUCUUCAAGCGUAACAGACCUUCAGAUGCGCCCGAAAAAGAACCGCUCAACAGAAAUGGACAUUAUCAGUCUGGGGAUGAAGCUUUAUAAUUUUUUUAAAUUAAUAUUGUUAUUUGCUCUAUAAAUGUGGCUUCUUCAGAUGUAACAGACCUUCAGAUGGGCCC
Nilaparvata lugens (brown planthopper) is the source of this 5544-nucleotide messenger RNA. RefSeq names its product integrin alpha-PS2 (gene if). NCBI's taxonomy places the organism in Eukaryota, Metazoa, Arthropoda, Insecta, Hemiptera, Delphacidae. Gene Ontology annotation, biological process: cell-cell adhesion; cell adhesion mediated by integrin; cell-matrix adhesion. Gene Ontology annotation, molecular function: integrin binding. The record is from RefSeq and is a predicted model, not a curated record. Gene Ontology annotation, cellular component: external side of plasma membrane; integrin complex.